Pararge aegeria (speckled wood butterfly) is the source of this 1284-nucleotide messenger RNA. RefSeq names its product cytochrome b5-like. The transcript has a single exon. Lineage: Eukaryota; Metazoa; Arthropoda; Insecta; Lepidoptera; Nymphalidae. Gene Ontology annotation, molecular function: heme binding. Gene Ontology annotation, cellular component: intracellular membrane-bounded organelle; membrane. The record is from RefSeq and is a predicted model, not a curated record. Bases 97 to 492 code for a protein of 131 amino acids.
CGUUGCUCAGUUCUCAUUCAACCUGUCCAAGGGCGAACGCCAGUCGAACAGCUGAACUAUAGCCAGUGUAUUACGAGCAUUAUUUAACAUCGCACCAUGACUGAGUCUGAGCUAAAACUGUUUACGCGUAAGGGUCUGGCCGAAAGAAACACGAAGACGGAUGCAGUGUUCGUCAUUGAGAACGUAGUGUAUGACGUUACUAAAUUCCUGGACGACCAUCCUGGAGGUCACGAAGUCCUUUUAAAUGUGGCCGGGAAAGACGCAAGCGAGGAUUUCGACGACGUAGGCCACAGCUCUGACGCCAAAGACAUGAUGAAGAAAUACAUCAUCGGAGAACUGGUCGAAGAAGACAAAGUGCCAACGAAAAGGAAAGAAUAUAAGUGGUCGGAAACUGACUCCACGACGAAUACAGAGAGUUUCUUAUCCUCUUGGAAGUUCCCAGUUGUACUCGGGCUUGUGAUGACUGUGCUGUAUUCGUAUCUAUUCGGCUAGUACGCAAUAAGUAGAUAUGUACAAUUAAUGAUAUCAUCUUCGUUUCAAGAAGUUUCUGUGCGAUAAAAUUAUUAAUUUUAGUCAAUAUAGCGUAAUGAGUGUGAAGUUGAUAUAUGUUUACGAAAUUGGGUGUUUGUUUUCACGUUCAAAAUACAUCAUUCAACCGAAGAAAUAGGGUUAUAAUUUGCAAUAAAAAUCUACUUAUGCUGUGUAGGAGAUAGUUAUUUUUCUAUCUACAUACAUUACACAGUAAUAUGAUUGUAAUACCAGAGAAAACAUGGACUUUACAUGCAAAUAGAGUGCCAAUUUAGUCGUACUUGUGUAUCUCUCAAACUAUUUUUUUUUAUUUAGCAGUAAAAGAGUUUGUAUUCGCUUCAAUAGUUAUUAUCGAAUCAUGUUCAUGUAUUGUUAUUCUACAUAACGUAAUACGUAUUACGUUUACUGUACAAUCACGUUUUUCUUUAAUUCGCGCUGUAAAAUUUAACUGCAUAAUUACCUAUAAUUAUUUUUGACUUUGCUGCUUCGAAUUCGAAUGUUAGCAACCCAGUCCAGAAAAAUAAAACGUAAUCGUUAUUAACGACGGUAGAUAAUGACUAAUAAUUAUCUCAAGAGCGUUUUCAGUGAUAUUACUUAAUAUAUACCUAUGUAAAUAGGUAAGCACUUUAGUACAUAAUUGUCAUUGAAAGUUACGACUAACGUUAUAUUUUAUUGUUUACUCUAGGUUCUUCAUGAGUGUUUACAUAGGAGCUCUAUGUUGUGUGACCAAAUAAAUAAACCUACCUACUUAUCAAG